Fraxinus pennsylvanica is the source of this 627-nucleotide messenger RNA. The record is from the annotation of a GenBank genome assembly. NCBI's taxonomy places the organism in Eukaryota, Viridiplantae, Streptophyta, Magnoliopsida, Lamiales, Oleaceae.
AUGUUAUUGGCAGUGGAAGGAGGAGGAUUUUUCUCAUCUUCAGCUUCUGGAUACAGUAAGGGCCUAACCCUUCUUUUUUUGGGUCAGAGGAAAGAAGAGAAACCCAUGAGAGUGACGCCGUGGAAUCAGUACCAGUUGGUGGACCAAGGAACGGAUCCUGAUCUCCAGCUGGCUUCCACAAAGAAUGCGGCUGUCUGCGGGUGUGCCUCCUUUGUGUGCUUUGGUCGCACUGCCGCAGGACUUGAGAGCCCGUCCCCUCUGAAAGUGGGCCCUAGCCAACAACAAGAAGUCUUGCCCAAGCCUCUUGUUUUUGAUGAGAGUAAGGGUGAAACCAAUUCAGCUGAUCUUGUUGUUGAUGACGACAAGAAUAGAAAGAUUAGUCUCAAGAGUAGCUUAAAGAAACCAUUAAAUGACAUUCAACCUUCCACUACUUGUGGUGGUGGUGGUGAACAUGAAGAAUCAUUUGAAAAGCAUAAAACAGUUGAUAGUCAAAUGGAAAGGAGGAAAGUGCAGUGGACAGACACAUCUGGAGGGGAACUUUACGAGAUCCAGGAAUUUGAGAUGAGUGAUGAUGAUAGUGAAUUUGACCAUGGGAAUGAAAGGAGUUGUUCAUGCAGGAUAAUGUAG